GUUGAAUCCACAGUCCGGAGAAUAUAAGUUUUAAAACUCAAGGCAAAGGUUUUUACUCUAGGAACGAAUUGGAACGUGGCCGUAAGUCGUACUGCUGAAGAAGAAACAGGUGGCGGGAACAACUAAACAACGAGUAAAAUUACAGCAGCUUUUAACAAGUUGACAUUUUAGAACUUGUGUAUGUAACGUUAGUGUAGCACCUAUUUAUUUUUGCCAUAAUUGCAGAAGAUAUCUCUAAUAACUGGAGCAGGCCAGGCAUGAGUGGAGCACACCUGGACGAAUGGCAGAGGAGGUCCUUUGACAUUUCAUCUGGCAACUGUACACCUGAACAGACGGCCGAUGCCUACCGGGCCCACAUCCUCUCCAUUCAGUAUGCAUGGGCAAGCUCCCAGCUCUCUCAGGCCGGCAUGGCCAGCCUGCUCAGGACCUACUCAGAGCGCUACGCCGCAGUGCUGGACUCUGAUGACCCCCGCACAGGGCUUAACAACUACGCAGAAAGCGCGCUGCAUCUGGCCCGCAGUCAGAAGAACUACAGUGACAAAUGGGAGUCAUCCCUGACCACAGAGAGUGUGCUGGAGCUGCCCUGCGUGCAGAGGAUGAUACAGGCAGGGAAAGGGGGAGGAGGCUCCCUGGUGGCAGCAGGAGAUGUUAACAUAUGUGUUGGAGUCAGGUCAGAGGCUGCAUUGUUCAAACCUAUGGGCCCACCACAGCCUAAAACAGAGGUUAACAAUACUACCAGUAAUCCUGCUACUAAUAUUGCUUUAGAGAGGCCAAGAGGCUCUGAGGGGAUGUCAGGUAAUCCAAACUCCUUCUCCCGACCUCCAGCCCGACCGCAGUCUGUGUUUAGUCAUUCUUCUUCAGGUCAUCCACAGGGAAACCCUGGCCCUGCAUGGGGUACACAAAACAAUCAGUCCUCCUACUUCCCCACCUCCAAUCCUUCUAAGCGGAAGAAUUUUUACAACCCACAUGGAGGGGAUGGUGGCAGGGGGCAACACGGAGGUCAAGCGGGUACUGACCCGCAAGCUGGUGGCAACUUUAGAACGGCUCGUGAGCAGUUCAUUGUUGAUCAACAGAAAAAACACUCCAAUCAGCCUACGAGAGGUCAGACCAUGGCAGCAACUGUGAAGAGAUCUCUGGGUGCUAACAGGCCUCGAGGUGCGUCUUCUAAAUUUGUGUCACCUAUUCCACGACCGGAGGAGGAAGAAGAAGCUAGCCGUAAUUCCAUUCAGGAACCUCAGAUCCUGGACGAGCGCCUGAAAAACCUCGAGCCCAAGAUAAUCGAGCUGAUCAUGAGUGAGAUCAUGGACCACGGGCCUCCUGUCACCUGGGAUGACAUAGCAGGCCUGGAGUUUGCCAAGGCCACCAUAAAGGAGAUUGUGGUUUGGCCCAUGCUGCGACCUGACAUCUUUACUGGCCUCCGUGGUCCGCCCAAAGGCAUCCUGUUGUUUGGACCCCCAGGGACCGGAAAAACUCUGAUUGGAAAAUGUAUAGCUUGCCAGUCAGGUGCCACCUUCUUUAGCAUCAGUGCUUCAUCGCUCACAUCCAAGUGGGUGGGUGAGGGGGAGAAAAUGGUGCGAGCCCUUUUUGCCAUUGCCCGCUGCCACCAGCCUGCUGUCAUUUUUAUUGAUGAAAUUGACUCACUGUUGUCCCAGCGGACAGACGGGGAGCACGACUCAUCACGUAGGAUAAAGACGGAGUUCUUGGUCCAGCUAGAUGGCGCGGCCACGGCAGCCGAGGACCGCAUCCUGGUGGUGGGCGCUACCAACCGGCCUCAAGAGAUAGACGAGGCUGCCCGCCGCCGCCUGGCAAAGAGGUUAUACAUCCCCCUGCCUGAAGCAGCGGCCCGUCGGCAGAUAGUAACUAACCUCAUGACUCAAGAGAAGAACCAGCUGAGAGAGCAGGAGCUGGAGAGCGUGGUAACAGCCGCCGAGGGCUUCUCAGGGGCUGACAUGACUCAGCUGUGUCGAGAGGCAGCACUGGGGCCCAUCCGCAGCAUCCAGCUCAGUGACAUUGCCACUAUCACUGCAGAUCAAGUGCGACCAAUCCUCUACACUGACUUCCAGGAGGCCCUGAAGACGGUACGACCCAGUGUCUCAUCAAAAGACUUGGAGCUGUAUGAAGACUGGAAUAAGACUUUUGGAUGUGGACGUUAAGCGUGACUCCUCAUCCUGAUUAUACAUCUGUUAAAGUUAUAGAUGUUAUUUUGAACUGAGUUGAGAUAUACAUUUUGGCUCUGGCUAAAUCUAUAGAUUGUAAAUAUUUUCUUUGUUGCACACAAAGCACAUAGAGUGGGUGGACAAAACAGCAGGAGAACCUUACAUAAUUGCAGAAAGGAUUGAAGAUUAAAUCAACAACUCUGACAGAACAAACCUAAAAAUAUAGCUUCACAAAGAUAGUGAUAUGUAUGUUAGAUGCAUUAUAUUGAGCAGGUGUAUCUAUUAUUUUUUCCACCCCCAGUGUGUCAAACAGUUCAUUUUUAGUUGAUUUGUUAAUCUCUUUACAACCAGCCUGAUGUUUAUUCAACCAUUAAUAUUCCUCCUUACUUACAGGCUGUUGUCACCACACUUGGAACAAAAAUCUGAACAUAUUAGCUGAAAUAAGUGAACGGUGUCUUUGUAUCAGUUUUAAAAUGCAGCCCGAUACUUCUUCACAGUAAUCUUUGUGGUGAGGGAACUUUUCUGUAUGGAGAAACUGCUCUGCAAAUUGUUCCCAGCCGUUUGCAUUAUGCAUUCACAUUGUUUUCAGCAGUCUUUUUAUGGCCAGAUUGUUUUCUGUGGAUAUUUUUUUUACUGUUUCUUGGUGGUUUGGUGUAAGGCACCAUGUUGUGUGCUUGAACUGUGUUCCAGAUGAAGCAAUGAUCGGUUUAAAUUCCUUUAUAGCGCUUAGCAUCCUCUUUUGUAAUACUUUGAGGAUGAACAUUUAGCGUAAGUAGUAUUCAUUCCAAAAGAUAUUCUCAACCAUCUCAUAUACUGCAUGUCAACACUUUACUUUUGUUGUGGCUUUAGUUUGUUUCAAUUAAUUGCAUUGCCAAACUUGUAUUUUUUUUUCUAAUAAAUUGAAAUGUUGCCCUCAUG
Molecule: messenger RNA, 3074 nt
Organism: Sander lucioperca (pikeperch)
Lineage: Eukaryota; Metazoa; Chordata; Actinopteri; Perciformes; Percidae
Gene: fignl1
Product: fidgetin-like 1
Exons: 3
Coding region: 258-2153 (631 amino acids)
Molecular function (GO): microtubule severing ATPase activity; ATP hydrolysis activity; ATP binding
Source: RefSeq, a predicted model, not a curated record